This is a messenger RNA of Numida meleagris (helmeted guineafowl), 1631 nucleotides long. RefSeq names its product IDNK, gluconokinase (gene IDNK). Gene Ontology annotation, cellular component: cytoplasm. The record is from RefSeq and is a predicted model, not a curated record. Gene Ontology annotation, molecular function: gluconokinase activity. The transcript has 5 exons. Lineage: Eukaryota; Metazoa; Chordata; Aves; Galliformes; Numididae. The coding region runs from base 577 to 996 and encodes 139 amino acids.
GGGUCCCUUAACUGCCGCACGCUGCCUAGGGAGCAAGCUGUGAACGCAGAGCUAGGAACACCAAGCAGCAGCACCCGGCCCGCCCGCAGAGCCGCACGGCGCGGGAGGGCUGCGGCGGGACUCCCGCCUUACUACCGCACGGCCGCAGCGGGACGCGGGACGGCGCCCAGAGAGCCGCUCGGCCCCAGGAGGGAGCUCCGCCGGCAGACCUGCGGCAGAACGCCCGCGGCCCCCGCAGCCUGAGCUGACCGCCCGGGCCCGGCCGGGAUCCGCCCGCCGCAGCCAGGGGCGGUGCGGGCCGAGAGGCGGUGGCGGCGGAGAGGAGGGCCGCGCGGAGCGGGCGGGGCUCGCCAUGGUGCUGGUGGUGCUCAUGGGCGUGAGCGGCUCGGGGAAGUAGAACCACGGUUGGGUCGCGUUUGGCAGCAAAGGUACGGCUGUAUUGCGUGCUCGUACCAGUGUUCGUCGCUACUUCUUAACUUCUCGCUCCGUCAUAGCAUUAAUGGUGAUUCAUACUGAGGUCUGGGAUGGAAAUUCUAUGAUGCCGAUGACUAUCAUUCUCCAGAGAAUAAAAAGAAGAUGGCAGCAGGAAUACCACUAAAUGAUGAGGACAGAAUUCCGUGGCUUUGUGCAUUGCAUGAUAUGCUAAGGAGAGAAGAAUCAUCUGGACAAGAUGCAGUUCUGGCCUGUUCGGCACUGAAGAAAAUCUAUAGACAUUUAUUAGUUAGUGGAGCAUCUGCAAUUGAAAACAACCAGUCAGAGAAAGCAGGAGAAACUGCAGCACUGAAGAUCCUCUUUGUUCAUCUGGAUGGUCCUACAGACCUCAUUGCUUGCCGCCUGGAGAAGAGGAGAGGACAUUUCAUGCCGGUGAAACUACUCCAGUCUCAGUUCGAUGCUCUGGAGCCUCCUACAGCACCAGAAAACUUCAUUACUGUCAGUCUAGAAAAAUCUCUUCCUGAGAUAGUGCUGGAGAUUGAGAAAGCCAUUUUUUCAGGGUGAGCCUUUUCCAAAGUAAGUUUAUAAAUUAUACAUGCAGAAAUUCCCUUAGCAAUAUCAGGUUUAUGAAGCGUCAUUCUAAUUAUUUUUAAGUUAAUCAAAGCAACUUUUUUUUCCAAUAUUUAAGUGAAUUACAAUGUUAAGAACUGGUUUGCUACUCUUGGUAUUUUUGUCAUGGCUCUGUAAAAGACAUACAAGAUGAAGUUUUAAAAAAUUGUCAAUAAAUGUAAAAUUUGUAUUCGUAUCUAAACACAGCCUGCUUUUGAAAAUCCCAUCGAGGGUCACACACAAUAAUUGAAUUUCUUUUUCAGUUUUUACUGUCAAACAUGGAGACAGGCACAUCUAACAAGUGAUGACGUAGUUAACAGCUUUGUUAAAAGAUAUAUGUUUAUUCUCCUACAAGUAUAAAGGACAGGAAUACACAUAAUGAAGUUCCACACCUGACACUGUCACUGUCUCACUGUUUUAGUUUCUGUGCCUCCCCAGAGCAGUGAGACUUCACAUCCUCUUUAAUAGUUUCACUGGACACCAAGCUGGAAGAUACAAAGGGAAAGAGGUGACGGUGGUAGUGGUGAAGUAAGGCACAAAAUACAACUGUAUGAAAAGUUGUGAAAAUAAAUAAAAUAUCAGGGGCAUCA